AGGAAGUGUCAAAACUGCGAUAGUUUGUGUAAAGAAAAGACUUCUUCAGUCUGAAGAUGAGGCUCCUCCACAGCCCCUCACCUCCACCACUGUUAACCUCCUUUGCACCGCGCAAAACCUCAAUUCUUCACAAAAAAGCUUCUCUCAACUAUGCACAGAAACCCCUUCAACAAGCUCUAUCAACUGGGAUCUCAUUAGUUCUAUCAUUGGGGCUUCUUGUUUCUGCUCCUAAUUCCAUCCUUGCACUGGAAUCUCCUUCACUACUUGAAUCUUCUAACUCAUUAAAUUGCCCCGAGAACGAGGUGAAGGAGGUGUACACUACUGAAGUAUCAAAAGUGGUGAGCAAUGAAAGGAUUGUGGAAGAGGCUUGGCAGAUUGUGAACGACAGCUUUCUUAACACCAGCCCUCGUUCUUGGUCUCCUGAAUCUUGGCUUAAAAAGAAAGAUGACAUCUUAAGUUCAUCAAUUCAGACAAGGUCAAAAGCUCAUGAUAUCAUCAAGCGGAUGUUGGCUAGUUUGGGUGACCCCUAUACACGUUUUCUUUCUCCUGAAGAGUUCUCCAAGAUGGCUAGAUAUGAUAUGACUGGGAUUGGAGUUAACCUCAGGGAUGUUCCCGAUGGCAAUGGAGGUUCAAAACUGAAGGUUUUAGGGCUCCUAUUGGAUGGCCCUGCCCAUAGCGCCGGUGUACGACAGGGAGAUGAACUAGUGUCAGUGAAUGGGGUGAAUGUGCGGAAUAAAUCUGCCUUUGAAGCAUCUUCGCUGUUACUAGGUCCAAGUGGGACAUUUGUGAACAUCAUGGUUAAGCAUGGAAAUUGUGGACCUGUUCAAUCCAUUGAUGUGGAGAGGCAGUCUAUUGCUAAGACGCCGGUUUUUUAUCGUCUGGAGCAGAUUGAAAGUGGUUCUGUUUCUGUUGGUUAUGUGCGCCUAAAGGAGUUCAAUGCAUUGGCCAGAAAAGAUUUGGUUACUGCAAUUAAGCGACUUGAAGGCAUGGGUGCCUCAUCUUUUGUUCUUGAUCUCAGAGAUAACCUAGGUGGACUAGUGCAGGCUGGCAUUGAAAUUGCGAAACUUUUUCUGAAUGAAGGAGACACGGUGAUUUCCACUGUUGGAAGGGAUCCACAGUAUAGAAGGAAUAUUGUUGCAGAAGCUCCACCUCUUAUUACAGCUCCAGUAAUUGUAUUGGUUAACAAAAAAACUGCAAGUGCCAGUGAAAUUGUUGCAACUGCACUUCACGAUAACUGUAGAGCUGUUCUCGUGGGAGACAAGACAUAUGGCAAGGACUAAUAGACCUCCACAUUGGCGCAUGUUAGCAGCCAAAGGAAAAGCAACUAGCAUUGGUGGUAAUUAACAUAUUCAUUUGAUUUGAAGAGGUGAACACUUACUUAAGAACAGAGAGUGGCUGAGUCGGGGAUCUCAGCUCCUUCCUGUUCCCUAUCUGAGGCGUUUGUGUUGCAGCUCCUUUAACAGUACUCUAUUUGGGAAGACGUGCUCCUGGAAAUUGCUGCAACUAUUGCACAGCUGUCUGGAGAAGAGUUGUGCUGAGAUGAAUACAAUUACACAAGCUCACUUAACGGCCUAAGUAAGUCAGGGGAAGGAACUGUACAAAGAAAAACCAUUAUUUGGGUAACCAGAUCCCAAGGGGACUAUUUUAAGGAUAUUGCUCUGUAAUCAGUUAAUUUCUCAGACCGUGAAUUAAGUAUAUUUGCCUUUUGUCAUUUUAGUUGUUGGGAGGAGAUCUGUGCAGUUGGCACUGUAUAUGGCCUUUCACUGUGAGGUUGAAGUAGCUUGAAACCCAACUAUAUAUUUUUACCAUAGCUACAAAGUUCUGGUGUAUGGGAGGGUAGAUUUGCUGGUUCUUCUUUCUGAGUUACAACAUCACUGUAUUCUUCGCAUCAUUGCAGGGGCUGAUUCAGUCCGUGUUCGAGCUGCCUGAUGGCUCGGGUGUGGUUGUAACAAUCGGGAAGUAUGUCACACCAAAUAACUUGGAUAUUA
Messenger RNA from Nicotiana attenuata, 1988 nucleotides. Its product is annotated as carboxyl-terminal-processing peptidase 1, chloroplastic. Lineage: Eukaryota; Viridiplantae; Streptophyta; Magnoliopsida; Solanales; Solanaceae. The record is from RefSeq and is a predicted model, not a curated record. The transcript is spliced from 11 exons. Gene Ontology annotation, molecular function: serine-type peptidase activity; protein binding; endopeptidase activity. Bases 57 to 1280 code for a protein of 407 amino acids. Gene Ontology annotation, biological process: proteolysis.